CAAUUCGAAAACUGUUUGAAAAGAGAGAAUGUAUCACAAACAGAGAAUGCUUGACGGACGUCCAACAAAUUGUGAAAAAAUUGACAGUUCUCAAGAAAAAGCUAGAGGAAGUUGAUAAACAAGAGCAAAUGCUUUUAGGCAAGCUGAAAGCAAGAAUCUCAACACUGAAAGAGUAUGCAAACUUGACCAAAACACAGAACUCUGCCAAACUUGAGGAAUGGUAUCUCUCCCAAUUAGACCGUCUCGUCGUAGAAUAUUUGGUCCGUCAUACUUUUUAUGAUGUUGCAUCUAGCUAUAUUCAAGAGGCGAACUUGAAAGAAUUCCAAGAUUUAGAUCUAUAUCUCGGCAAAGUGAAACCUGUCAUUAUCUCAAUGCAAGAGCAAAACUAUGUUAAAGCCAUGCAAUGGAUACAGGCCAAUCGACCGAGGAUAAAAAAGACUCAACAUGCCACAAAUUGCGCGUCAAAGCUAGAAAUGGAGUUGUUUAUACAAAAUUUUGCGGUUCUCGUAAAUGAAGGAAAUGAAACUGAAGCUAUACAAUACUCUCAGAAAUUCUUAGCCCCGUAUAUGAAAAAAGGAACGGAAUACUCAGAAGAAGUCAGCCGUAAUAUGGGAACACUUUUUCUAUCCCAAAAAAAAGAAGAUAUACACAAAAAAUAUUUUGGGCCUGAACGUAAAAAAAAAUUAAUCGAGCUAUUUUUAGAUGUAUUCAACGAACUUUAUGGUAUACCGUUACAGCCAUUACUUUUCAUUGUUAUCAAAGCUGGCUUGGUCUCUCUAAAAACACCGAAAUGUGGGAAGGAGCCCAUCAACCAGGAUUGUCCUGCAUGCAUGCCUGAACUGAGCGAGGUGGUGAAGCAGAUUCCUAUUGCUUCUAAGUUCACUAGCUCUUUGGUAUGCCCAAUAUCUAAAUGUGUCAUGGAUGAAAACAAUUUCCCAAUGGUUUUGCCAAGCGGGAAUGUUUACUCUCGGUCUGCCCUCGAGGAACUCGAAAAGAUGAGUCCAGACGGAAGUAUUGUCGACCCGAAAACGCAUACAUCAUAUUUUAUGAAAGAUGCAAAGAGAGUGUACAUCACAUAAUUUUAAAGAGAAAGGAUAAAUUUGAUUAAUCAUCAAAUCUGUCGUUGAUGGAUUUCGGCUGUCCUUCAACCCUAAAAAAGGUGCUUCAUUCAGCUCUGUUGCAUCCCCUGUUGCUCCCUUCUUGACCUAAUCGGACUGAUGUUGGCCUCGGAUCAGGAUACAAAUAAGAGCGCAUGCAGUUGUGCAAACUAUGCACGUCCUUGCCAGCGGCCAGUAUAAGAGGUGCUGAGUCCCU
Schistocerca gregaria is the source of this 1314-nucleotide messenger RNA. RefSeq names its product E3 ubiquitin-protein transferase MAEA-like. Lineage: Eukaryota; Metazoa; Arthropoda; Insecta; Orthoptera; Acrididae. The transcript has 5 exons. The coding region runs from base 129 to 1079 and encodes 316 amino acids. The record is from RefSeq and is a predicted model, not a curated record. Gene Ontology annotation, molecular function: protein binding; ubiquitin protein ligase activity. Gene Ontology annotation, cellular component: nucleus; cytoplasm; GID complex. Gene Ontology annotation, biological process: proteasome-mediated ubiquitin-dependent protein catabolic process.